Messenger RNA from Jatropha curcas, 2175 nucleotides. RefSeq lists its product as uncharacterized. The record is from RefSeq and is a predicted model, not a curated record. Gene Ontology annotation, molecular function: actin binding; structural constituent of cytoskeleton. NCBI's taxonomy places the organism in Eukaryota, Viridiplantae, Streptophyta, Magnoliopsida, Malpighiales, Euphorbiaceae. Gene Ontology annotation, cellular component: cytoskeleton.
AAAGAAAUUAACAAAUUACUUCUUAUUUUUCCUUUCUAUUUUUCUUGGGGGAAAGGAAAAUAAGAAGAGUACUGUUAAUUUUCAAUCAAUUUCCUGUUCUUAUUUGUAUCCAACUCAGGCAUAAGAGAUUCUGUCAUUUUCUCAGGACUUAGAAGCAAUGGAAUCCAAUACUAAAGAAAGUAAAAAAGAAAUUGAAAAUAAAGUUGCAAGAAUCUUGAAACUUAUUAAGACCCAUGGCCAGGACAAGAAAGGAAAAGUCCCAGAAGACUCAAGCAAAAGAUCAGAACUUGUUGAACUAGUUCAGGACUUUCAUAAACAAUAUCAAGCACUGAAUGCACAAUAUGAUAAUCUUAAAGGAGAAAUGGAAAAAAGAGUUCGAGGACGCGCGAGGAAAGGGAAGGAGAAAUCUUCUUCUUCUUCGUCUAGCUCUGAAUCAGAUGAGUAUUACUCAUCUGAGGAAAUAGAAAAUACUAGACAAAGAGCAUUUGGUAAGAGUCCUGCAAAUUUUCAGGCAGAUGCGCUGGAGUUUAUAUUAGCCUCGAGAAGUCCAGAAAAUAUGAGCUUUAUUGGUAAAUCACCAAGGGCUAGAAAACGAGAACUUUCGACACUCGUGAAGGUUCAUGAAUCUCAGGGUUCAGCUCAGAUAAAGGAGUUAGAAGGUCAACUAACUGUUUUGAGGAUGGAGUUAGAAUCUGUACGCAGCUUGAAAAAUGAUCUUGAAAUAAACAUUGAAGAUAAAGAAAAAGAAGCUAGAGUUCUUGGGGAUACAAAUGCUAAUCUGCAUACUCGAAUUUCAGAGCUUGAAUUGAUAUCAGAAAAGAAAGGAAAUGAAAUUUCCGCAAUGACAGAUAAAAUGGAAGAGAAUAUGAGACAAAUCAAGAAUUUGCAAGUGGAGAUAGACUCUUUACGCCUUGAAAAAGCUGAAGAAGAGAGUAAAAGAAAAGAAGUAUCUGCUCAAGUUAAAGUUAUGCAGCAAGAAUUGGAAUCUUUUCGAACGGAUAAAACUGAAUUGCAACUUCAAUUGAAUAUCAAAACAAAAGCAAUGAGUGAAAACUUGAUUCAAAUAGAAAGGCUGAAAGAUGAAAUAGCAAGAAAGACCACAUCUGAAAAUGGAUUGCCGCAAGAGAAAGAGAUUUUGAAAUUGGAAGUAAAUUCUCUACAUGAGAAAAACAGGCAAUUGGAAGAACUUUUAGAAAGUAGAAAAAAUGAUAGGCUGGAGGAAAAUGAAGCUUCUUCUCAAAUUAUGGCGCUAAAAGAAAAGGUUAAUAGUCUACAACGAGAGUUGGAUUCUUUGCAGAGUGAAGAUGCCACAGAAAAUAAAGAGCAUAGGCUAACCAAACAUCGAUCACUAGAUUUUGCCAGGUCACUUCAUAUCGAUCCAAACAUAUCUCCAAGACAACGAUCUUCUACAGUAUCCCCAAGAUAUCGAUCAGUGGAUUCUACUAGGUUAAAUCAUAAUGUUUUAGAAAGGAAGAUCGAUGAAUUAGCAGCAAAGUUUGAAAUGAAAACGGAAAAUCAUAUCCGUUUGUUGUCCCAAAGAAUCCGAGUUGCAGAACAAAUACAUGUUGAAACAAGAGAGAGCUGCAAGAAGAUACAAGCGAAGCUCGACCAAGAAAAUAAACAACUAAACGAAAAGAAAGCAACAUAUGAAGCUGAGGUCAAGAAAAUGAAGGAUAUGUUAUUGAAACAAGGAAGCAAUAUAUUGACAGGACUGGAUUUGAUGGUUAGAAAAUUAGAUGAAGAAAAUGAUAAUUUCAUAAACCGCAUUUCAAGAAUCUCAGAUGAACUUCAGAUUGUAAAUAACUGGAUUACAAAGAAAGACAAUGAGAUAAAGAAACUGAAACAUAAUUUGGAAAAUUUAGAAGAGGAGGAAUUCUUGCUAAGAGAAAAAGUGGGGAAGCUGGAAACAGAAUUGAACGCAGCCGUUUUGGAACCAAGCAAGCAAGAUGCUGCUAGUACUGCCAGCCAACUUGAGAGAAGAGUAGAAGAUUUAGAGCAGCAAUUGAAAGAGAGGGAUCAGAUUUUGUCAAGUCUUGGUGAUGAAAAAAGGGAUGCUAUAAGACAACUAUGUAUUUUGAUUGAUUAUCAUCGCCAUCGCUGUGAUCGUCUCAAAGAAGCAGUAGCAAAGAUGAAUGUAAAAUUCAAGAAAUCAGCUUAAUUUAUUUAAUUCAAGCA